UGUCACCACUGUUCCCAACGAUGUCUCCUCGGAAAAAAGCGGAGCGCGUGAAACCGGAUAGAAGAUGCUGGAGGUGUAGUUUCACGGAGACACUUUGCUACAAAAGGAACAGUUUGAGAAGUGCGUCGAGUCCUGGUCUUUGCAUUGAAAACCAUUCAACCCAUGUGAUGCUUGGGAACUACGUCGAACACUCCAAGCCACUGUAGCCAGAAGACUGCUCAUAGGCCUUCCAGGAGUGGUGCUUAUAAGGACACAAGGGAAGAAGAGAGGAAAGAAAGAGCUUGUUGUCUACCAUCUGAAUUCCAUUACUUAUGGGAGAAGCUCAACAGAUCCUGAUGCGAAGCAACACCCUUUUGCAAUCAGGACACAGAAAUUUAUCAUGAAGGUAUAAGAAGAAAAAUAAUAAAUCAUUUCCCUUGUGUGAAAGGGAGAAAACGAGACAUUUCCUCCAAUUCAGUCUAUGAAUGAGAAGAGUUUGGUUAACAGAGGGGAUGAUAUCAAUGAUAAAGAGAGGAAGAACAUAGAGAAUCCAGAAAGAGGAGACCAGACAGCUGGAAUGGAUAAAGAAGGAGAAAGGCAAUGAAGGGCAAAAUGGAAACAGCUCUCAUGGCUCCAACCCUAGCACUGUUUUUGAAGAGAGGAAACCAAAGCUUCAUCACAAGUAAUUCCUAGCAAGAUGCACAGUGAAAUGAGACCAACCCAAACAACACUUCUACUAGAUGAUUACCAAGUAUCAGUCUAUGACCUAACUGGAGACCUAAAGGGCCGUGAAAAAUGGCCGAGCUACUAUGCUGAGGCGCAUGGGCUUGUUUUCGUCGUGGAUUCUAGUGAUGUAGCACGCAUACAGGAAGUGAAGAUCAUCUUAACUCGAAUAAUGUUUGACAAAAGGGUGUCAGGGAAGCCCAUCUUAAUCCUGGCAAACAAACAAGACAAGAAGGAUGCCCUGUUGCCUGGUGAUAUCAUUGAGUAUCUACUUCUGGAAAGGCUUGUGAAUGAGACUAAAUCCAUGUGCCGAGUGGAGCCAUGUUCAACCAUAAAACACCUUCCAAAGAGGCAUCAACAACCAAUAGUUAUAGGGCUGCGAUGGCUAUUAGCUGCCAUUAGGGAUCAAUAUGACGAGCUGUAUACUCGACAACAAACACCCAGUAUGAGCAUCUCAACCUCCAAGAACAUCAGAGGCUGCGGAGAAAGAUGCUCAUCAGAAAGCUUUCCUAACAGAAUGAGUAUGGUCAGACACAACAGCAGACAGCAUUUUGAGAAAAGACAACACAUGGAGCAUAGACAGCAUGUGGAGCAAAGACAUUUUGAGAAAAGACAGCAUUUUGAGUCAAGACAGCACUUAAUACAACGUUCACUGGAUGCUAGGCCCCUAAAGCCAAUUCUACAGAAAGAUGGUUUUCGAAUAAGGCCCAAAAAGAAUAUGUCAGUAACAUUUGCUCUAGACGUAAUCAUGGAGGAAGGUGAAUGUUCUCGGAAGAUUGGAGCUCCAAAUAUCAGUAAGCCUUGCAGCAGUCAAUGUUAUGACACAAAGACUCCAGCUCCAUCUGUUGAUGCCAACCUUUUCAAAGCUCGGAGGCCCAAAAAGAGAAUAGAAACCUGGGACACUGAAGAAAUGUUAUUGGAAGAUCCUCGUGGAGAAGCCUUCCGUUCCUGCGGUUAGUACUCCUUAAAUAGUCAAAGAAUGUACAUGGUUGGAAUGGAGGGUGAGUGUCCUGGAGGGCCCUUGGAAACUGGCCCGCACCCUCCUACCCCAAGUAGUCUGGGAAAGAAUAGAAACCUGGCAUUGGCUUCACUUGUAAAACGGGCUGUUUUCUUUCUCUGAUUAGACUUAACAGACUACUAAAGAGUAAACAGAGGGACAGCAAAAUAAUCAUUCCCUCUACCACCUUAUAGUAACUGGGUACAUCUCCAGAAGCAGCAGGAACACCCAGUCUUUGUUUUUCAUUGGAUAACGCCUCUACAGCCCACGUACAAGUUCACCUAUUCUAACAUCACAUCCCUGAGAACCAUUGUUUCUGCACACCAGUGUGGUAGCCAGUAAGUGCAUCCAUACUUACCAAGAGCCUCAGGAAGUUAGGUGCUGUCCACCUCAGCAAAGAAGAGCAAAGACUUCCCAUUUGUACUGAGAUGCUCCUGACAAAGCUUACGGAUAAAACGUCAUGCACAACUGAAGUUGAGCCUUAGACGAACAGGGUUACUUUAGAAUCACACGUUUCUCUUUAAGGUUCUCAGGUAUAAAGGGACUGGCAAAAUAAAUAAGGAUGAUGCUCUA
This is a messenger RNA of Grammomys surdaster, 2272 nucleotides long. RefSeq names its product ADP ribosylation factor like GTPase 13A (gene Arl13a). Gene Ontology annotation, cellular component: ciliary membrane; non-motile cilium. Gene Ontology annotation, molecular function: GTP binding; GTPase activity. The transcript has 10 exons. Bases 677 to 1660 code for a protein of 327 amino acids. The record is from RefSeq and is a predicted model, not a curated record. Gene Ontology annotation, biological process: receptor localization to non-motile cilium; non-motile cilium assembly. NCBI's taxonomy places the organism in Eukaryota, Metazoa, Chordata, Mammalia, Rodentia, Muridae.